GGAACUGGGUGUAUAAUUGGGUGGAGGAAGAGUGGAGUCGUCCCCACAAUAACUAGUUGUUUGUCCUGUCAGAUUGUAUGAAAGGGCUUUGGAGGGAAAGCGAGGGAGCAGCAGUGGAGGAGAGAAAUUAAUCCAUGCCUCUUUUUUUUUCUUUCUCUAUUAUAUAUUUUUUUCUCCUUUCACUUCCUUCCAGGCUGAGUCACUGCUGGUGAGGAGGAAGGUCUGGAGAGGGAACGAGAGAGGAGGAGGAGGAGGUGGUGGAGGAGGGGGAGAAGAAGAAGAAGACGAAGAAGGGAGGGAGGGGAGGCAGGGAGAUAAGCCACAACAGGAAGCAAAACGACACACACGCGUACACAAACAGAGUGUGUGCGCGUCCGAGAGAGAGAGAGAGACUGCGCGAACAAGAGGGUGAACGGGAAAGGAAGGGAGAGAGAGUGACGCGGAGGCUGGGAGAGCCUGCCCCCCCCUCCUCCUCCUCCUCCUCCUCCUCCUCUCCUCCUCUCCCUCUCUUUCUCUCCUCUCCUCCCCUCCUCCCCCUCUCUCUCUCUGUGGAGCAGGCGUGUAGCGGCAUCAGACUCGGUGUGAAGGAACCAUGAGCGAUGUCACCAUCGUUAGAGAGGGAUGGCUCCAGAAACGGGGUGAAUACAUAAAGAACUGGCGACCGCGUUACUUCCUGUUGAAGACAGACGGCUCCUUCAUCGGCUACAAAGAGAAACCUCAGGACGCAGACCUGCCCUACCCCCUAAAUAACUUUUCUGUAGCAAAAUGUCAGCUGAUGAAGACAGAGAGGCCAAAGCCAAACACCUUCAUCAUACGCUGCCUCCAGUGGACCACAGUCAUCGAGAGGACCUUCCACGUGGACACUCCUGAUGAGAGAGAUGAGUGGACUGACGCCAUUCAGAUGGUCGCCGACAAGCUGCAGAGACAAGAGGAGGAGAGGAUCCAGUGCAGCCCCACCUCCAACAUCGACAACAUGGUCGAGGAGGAGAUGGACAUCUCUACCAUACAACACAAACGCAAGACAAUGAGUGACUUCGACUACCUGAAGCUGCUGGGAAAGGGAACGUUUGGCAAAGUGAUUCUGGUCCGAGAAAAGGCCAGCGGGAAAUAUUAUGCCAUGAAAAUCCUGAAAAAAGAAAUCAUCAUAGCCAAGGAUGAAGUGGCUCACACACUCACAGAGAGCAGAGUACUGAAAAACACCAGACAUCCUUUUCUCACCUCGCUGAAGUAUUCAUUCCAGACUAAAGACCGCCUCUGUUUCGUCAUGGAGUAUGUGAAUGGAGGAGAGCUGUUUUUCCAUUUGUCCAGAGAGCGGGUGUUCUCUGAGGAGCGCACGCGCUUCUACGGCGCCGAGAUCGUCUCAGCUCUCGACUACCUGCACUCCGCCAAGAUUGUGUACCGGGACCUCAAGUUGGAAAACCUGAUGCUGGAUAAAGACGGCCAUGUCAAGAUCACUGAUUUCGGCCUCUGCAAGGAGGGGAUCACAGACGCUGCUACCAUGAAGACCUUCUGUGGCACUCCAGAGUACCUAGCCCCAGAGGUCCUGGAGGACAACGACUACGGGCGGGCGGUGGACUGGUGGGGUCUGGGUGUGGUGACGUACGAGAUGAUGUGCGGCCGCCUGCCGUUCUACAACCAGGACCACGAGAAGCUGUUUGAGCUCAUCCUCAUGGAGGACAUCAAGUUCCCUCGCACUCUGUCGUCCGACGCCAAGUCGCUGCUGUCCGGCCUGCUCAUCAAGGACCCCAACAAACGGUUGGGUGGAGGACCAGAUGAUGCUAAAGAAAUAAUGAGACACAGCUUCUUCACUGGUGUUGACUGGCAGGACGUCUACGAUAAAAAGCUCGUCCCGCCCUUCAAGCCUCAGGUGACGUCGGAGACAGACACCAGAUACUUUGACGAGGAGUUCACAGCCCAGACCAUCACCGUCACUCCACCAGAGAAAUUUGACGAGGACGGGAUGGACUGUCUGGACAACGAGAGACGGCCACACUUCCCGCAGUUCUCCUACUCGGCCAGCGGGCGGGAAUGACCAGUCCGUCACGUGGAGCUGACAGCUGAUCUCUGAGGUCAUCAGUGUGGGACAUAAACAAAGACCCACAGCUUUGGACUGACCCCAAAACAAACAAUGACUUGAAGGAUCUAGCCCUUCUCCUCCUCUUCUUCACCUCUCUAUCCAUUAAUUUAUUCUUAUUUUUGUGAAUCCAUCUCUAGAAAGAAAUUCCAGGCAAAAUUUCCCUCUGAAUCCUGCACUGCAUCCCCAGGUGAUCCGAGCUGUGAUGUGAUCACUUACUAUGUAAUGUCCCUUUAAUGACAGGAGCAUCACCGGUGGCCUGCUGUGCUUUGACGUAUCUGGUUCCCGACAAACGUAAAACAAGCGCCUCUGAUCAAGUUAGACGACAGCUGACGGAUUUCGUUUUUUAAAAGGAGACGUUUUUUCCGUGGCUUCCAUCCGUACGAGGGAGACGCAGCGUUUUAAGUCGUUCGAACCCAAAACUGCCGUUUCCGGUUGUAUCUCAGGCUUUUUGCAAACAGAUUCUCAGACUCAGCGAGACGCUCGGCUCUGAUUUCAUGUCCUGACGUAGAUAACACAUCUGGGAUCGACUGAGGCUGCCUGGCGUUGAGGGAACAGUUGUCGCCGACGAGCAGAAUCCUGCACACCUCGUGUCAGCGAGCGGGAUUCCACUCAGGGUUUUGCUCAGUGCAAUUCAUUACUAUUGUUGCUGCUAUUUCAACUACUACUACAACUACUACAGGUACUACUGCUAUACUUCUAAAACCCGGUGCUACACUACUAGCUUGAUGCUGCAGGUCAUUACACAGGCGUCCAGCAACACAUCAGCCACCUGUAUCCACGUCCAUGCUUGUUCAGCUGCAGCACAGACGCUGCCACGACAGGUCUGUAGAUCGAGAUGAUGGGAUGUGAUGUGAUGUGUGUGUGUGUGUGUGUGUGUGUGUGUGAGUGUGUGUGCGAGGUACUAUUGUGAUUGUCGUCAUUGUUAUCGGUCUGUGUUGAAGAUCGCACCUCAAAGCACAGCAGCUCAGAAGGAUGAAGCUCCCAAACCGUGAGCUUUACUACGUUACCCACAAUGCAGUGCAAGGUGGCUAAUAUAUCCGGGUAUUGCAGAGGUGAAAAAGGAGAGGAUGGUUUUAACGACUUGCCCGCCCCCCCAAGUCACUCCCUUCCCCAGAGUUCUUUCUCUUUUAUUUAUUUCUCAAACAGCUAUGAGUCCCUCUGAGGUUCAGUCUCUGUCACAAAAGGGAAAAAAACGUUCUGAAAGGAGCUCAGCGUGGACGACGGAAAGCUUUACUGUGACGUAUUGUUCUCACGGCUCUGGGAAGCACACGACUGUGCCUGUGUGUGUCCCUGUGCAGGAAAGGGAAACCACAGCAGACUCACCACAGUGAUGAGCAGAGAGAGAGACAGAGUGUGUGUGUGUGUGUACAGGUAAACGGCUCCAUGAAUGAUACAAUAUGAGAUAUUUACAAAUGUGAUAUUUUAUGAGGUGUCCACGAUCGCGAGGUAACUGUCAAUCUCCUGUUUCCUGUGACUUCCUCACGAAGGAUUUAAAAUCAAAGGUUUUGGGUUUACACCAAUCACAGCAAAGGCUAUAAUAUAUACAUGUUCUAUUUAUUGUUCUACUCAUCGGUUUUAUAUUUAACUUUUUCUAUUGUUAUGACGUUAUCCUAGAGAUAAUUAUUUCUUAGGGCUGAGAGAGAGAAAAAAAAAGAAAAGGCACCUCAAGAAACAAAAAUGGCUGAAGAAUGUAGGAGGGAAAGCAGAUCGCCUUCCUGCUCCAUCGUUUAUUUUAUUGUCUGUUUGUUAUUUUCUGACCAAAAUGUGACGGGACAUGUGGAAGAAGACGAGAGUUUCACUGAGAGCAGAUUAAAGAAAGAAGGAAACUUUAUCCAAAUCCUCCCACGGGUGUCGAGCGUGAAGCUGAAUGUCCGCCAUCUUUAAUCUGGUCACAGGUUCGAGGGCGGGGAAGUUCAGAGAGAGAAAGACGAAGAGGAAGUCGAGUGGGAAAUAAAUAAACGAGUGCAGCACAGAAUGUAAAGCAGGAAGUGAGGAAAGAGUUUCACGACUAAAGUAAAGUUGAGGUGAAGGAGAGCAGGAAGUCGAAGAGGAAGCACGAGAGGGUUCAAAGGUCAGCGUUUGUCAGAUCCUCACACGAGACUCUCCUCCAUCUUUCAACGUGUCCCGACAUUUCUCCGGUCCUGUUUGUCUUUUUGCGAUUGUUUUGUCGUCAUUGUCUUCCAGUUUGAACCAACAACGAUUCUAAUCUCCGGGCCGGUUGAGCCACGAGCUCCAAACUUUGACAUCCAGCACUUAAAUCUGAGAUAUACUUUUCAAAAAUCCAAAAAUAGCGUCACGUGGAAGACGACAAAGAGGACGACGGGGGGGGGGAGUACUCUCUUUAGAAAACUGCAUUCCACUCUUAUUUAUGUGAAUGUUUUUAUGAUCGUUGGAUAACUUGAAUUUCUCUUUUUCUGUUUAAUUUAUUUGAUGUGAGUUUAGCAGUGAGGGGGCGUAGUCGUGUUUCUCUCUGCGGUUUAACUCUUCAGAGACUUUGUUCUAAAAUAAAUGCCUCCGUUGUUU
Messenger RNA from Pleuronectes platessa (European plaice), 4600 nucleotides. It is a transcript of the gene akt3a, whose product is annotated as v-akt murine thymoma viral oncogene homolog 3a. Gene Ontology annotation, molecular function: protein serine/threonine kinase activity; ATP binding. The transcript has 13 exons. Gene Ontology annotation, biological process: protein phosphorylation. NCBI's taxonomy places the organism in Eukaryota, Metazoa, Chordata, Actinopteri, Pleuronectiformes, Pleuronectidae. The coding region runs from base 593 to 2032 and encodes 479 amino acids. The record is from RefSeq and is a predicted model, not a curated record.